This is a messenger RNA of Malassezia vespertilionis, 4488 nucleotides long. It is a transcript of the gene PMC1, whose product is annotated as P-type Ca(2+) transporter. The transcript has 4 exons. Bases 1 to 4488 code for a protein of 1495 amino acids. NCBI's taxonomy places the organism in Eukaryota, Fungi, Basidiomycota, Malasseziomycetes, Malasseziales, Malasseziaceae. The record is from RefSeq and is a predicted model, not a curated record. Gene Ontology annotation, cellular component: intracellular membrane-bounded organelle; membrane. Gene Ontology annotation, biological process: intracellular calcium ion homeostasis; calcium ion transmembrane transport. Gene Ontology annotation, molecular function: ATP binding; ATP hydrolysis activity; P-type calcium transporter activity.
AUGGCAGGCCGCGUCGCUGUGGAUAGAGUCUUGCAAUCUGCAUUACCCUUAGUGCCCGAGUAUGGUUUUACAUUGGCUGCCGUACGCAAGGCCAUAGAAUCGAAUCCGAUGUCCAGUGCAACAUCACAGCAGCCCAAGGAUCUCGACCGUGUACUCGCCAUCCUGUUUCCUGGCCCUGACACGGCGCCGACCUCGGCGCCUAGACGUCUAUUUCAAGCGUGGGAUGACGAAGCAUGGGCCAGCACGGUCUCGAAUUUCACGGACAAAGCAGUGAGGGACGCAAAGGCCGAGCGCAUUCCGUGCCAGGCCGCGUUCGAUAGCGCCGUGCAUCUGCUCUCUGAUCGGCUCUCCUACAGCACUAUUGUACAGCCCCACUUGCUUCCUCCCGAAUGGUAUGCGCUUCGCACCCGUCUUGGCGCGGCGUAUGGCACUGCAGAGGCCGCGGCAUUAGGGCUUGACUAUUUCCCAAGCGCUGAUAUAUUACACAUGCAGUCUGCCAUUGAGGCUGAGGAAUCUAAUGGUAUCCCAGAAGGGCAUUGGGGCGCCCCGCCUGUCUUUGUACAGAAUGUGACAGCAGCGCAACCCAAUACGUUUUGUGCACAAGACGUAGUGCAGCCUUCUCAAACACAUAUUGGAGAUGAGCAUUGGGCGAAUGGUGACUUGCUCACUGUUGAGACGGAUGUCGGGCAUGGGCCGCAUAAGUCUAUUGAUACGAAUCAGUCGUGCCCCAUGAGCCAGAAGAAAGCAAGUGUUGUGCCCGAGCAGGAAGACGACGAGGAUGAGGGACCACGAACUGGGCUCAAGGGCUUUAUAAGCACCACAAAAGAGUAUUUAAAAGGUGACACUGACAGGGUGGAAAGGAUGGCGUUUGAAAAGGAAAUCAAGGAGCGUCUUUCCAUGGACCCUGCGCCAUUUCUCUUUUCUUCCAGUGAAUUGUGCUCUUUGAUUGACCCAGAAGAUAUCGAUCGUCUGCACAACAUGGGCGGCACCGCAGGCUUGAUGAAAGGCUUAGAAACGGAUCCGAACAUGGGUCUUUGCACGGAUAAGUGCGAGGGCACGAUGCUGGACGAACGCCGCCGCGUAUACGGUUCCAAUAAUCUGCCACAACGCAAGUCAAAGAGCCUACCCAUGCUCAUGUGGCUGGCCUUGCAGGAUAAAGUGUUGAUAUUGCUGAUCGUCGCUGCAAUUGUUUCACUCGCGCUCGGUCUAUACCAGGACAUCCCGCGCCCGAAAGAACGUAUUCCAUGUUUGAAUCCCCCGCCUGGCUUUGACGACUGUCAGAAACCCAGUGUCGAUUGGGUUGAAGGUGUCGCGAUUAUGGUCGCUGUAGUGAUUGUCGAUUUGGUUGGCUCCUUGAAUGACUGGCAAAAAGAAAGGCAAUUUCGGGCGUUGGACGCCAAAAAAGAUACGCGAGAUGUCAGUGUUUUGCGCAACGGAAACAAGACGCUUAUCGAUAUUCACGACGUUCUCGUGGGUGAUAUCAUCUAUGUCGAGCCCGGAGACAUGGUCGACUUUGACGGUGUGGUCCUGAAAGGUUACAAUGUAAAGUGUGACGAGUCGAGUGUCACGGGAGAGUCUGACAUGAUCGCAAAGGUGUCGUACGAUGACUACAUGGAGGAUUUGGCAAGUCAGGAAGCAUCGACAAAGCACAAGAGUUGUUUUAUGAUUUCUGGCUCCAAGGUGAACGAAGGCAUUGGAGAAUACGUUGUCACUGCCGUUGGCCCUCUUACCUUUUACGGAAAGCUUAUGCUCUCCUUACGUGCCGCGCCGGAGAAUACGCCACUGCAGGCGAAGCUCAACAGAAUGGCGGAGCUGAUUGCCAAGCUUGGCACUGCCGCAGGUGUGCUCUUGUUCACUGCAUUGAUGAUCAAGUUCUUUGUGCACCUCGGACGGGAAAACUCUAUUACCAGUGAUAUUGGAAAGCAUUAUGGCGAGAAGUUUAUCAACAUCCUCAUUAUUUCUGUCACCAUUAUUGUCGUCGCUGUUCCCGAAGGUCUUCCCCUUGCAGUGACGCUGGCUUUGGCUUUUGCAACGCGCCGCAUGUCUAAUCGAAACUUGUUAGUGCGCGUCCUUAGCUCUUGUGAGACGAUGGCGAACGCAACUUGCAUUUGCACGGACAAGACCGGUACAUUGACACAAAACAAGAUGCAUGUAGUCGCUGGCUGCAUCGGCGCAGGAUUCGAAUUCAUGGACAGCGUGAAGAUGGAAGUGCAUGCGCAACUGAGUGAUAAUGUAGUGUCGCUGGAAAACUUGACCUCAGACUUGUCGCCGCCCAUCCGCGACAUGCUGACGAAUUCUAUUUGCAUCAAUUCUACCGCAUUCAUUCCAGAAAACAAAGAAGAGGUGGUUGUUGAAUCGGAAAAAGAAAAGUCCUUGUUUCCUUGGCUCACUGCCAUGUUUGGCAAGGCCCCCCACGAUCUUCCGCGCGAAGAAGACACCAUGUUCAUUGGGUCCAAGACGGAAAUAGCAAUGCUGAGCAUGGUCCAAAACCUGCAAUGGGGCGACUUUGAAAGCAUACGCGAGCAGGCUGAUAUAAUCCAGAUCAUUCCCUUUGCAUCACGCAGGAAAGCAAUGGGUGUUGUUGUAAAAACGGACAAUGGCUAUCGGUUUUACACUAAAGGAGCCAGUGAAGUACUUCUCCAACGCAGUACAGCGUGUGUGGUAGCGAAAGCGGGCGAAAGCCAUAGCGAUCAAAUCCCUACGCUGCCAAUGGAUGAAGCGAUGCGAAGCACACUGGAAACAACAAUUCACGACUUUGCAUCGCAAUCGCUGCGCACCAUUAGCAUGUGCUAUCGCAAUUUUGACAGUUGGCCACCGCCUGGCGCCAGUAUGCUGGAAGGAGACGAAGUCGAUUACGAGUCGAUAGCUAGCGACCUCACCAUGCUUGGUAUCUUUGCCAUUGAAGAUCCGUUGCGGCCUGGCGUAAAAGAAGCCGUGCGCGCUUGUACCAGGGCUGGCGUUCAAGUCAAGAUGUGCACUGGUGAUAAUCUGAUCACAGCUUGCUCCAUUGCAGUACAGUGCGGCAUCUACAAACCAGGAGGUGUUGUCAUUGAAGGACCCAUGUUCCGACAGCUGAGUGAUGAAGAUUUGACGCAGAUAGUGCCUAACUUGCAGGUACUGGCACGAUCAAGUCCCGACGACAAGAAGAAGCUGAUCGAUAAAUUAAAACGUAUGGGAGAAGUUGUUGCAGUCACCGGAGAUGGUACCAAUGACGGGCCUGCUUUGAAGUCUGCACACGUCGGCUUUUCCAUGGGCCUUGCUGGAUCCGAAGUUGCAAAAGAAGCAAGCGAUAUUAUUUUGUUGGACGACAACUUUAGCAGUAUUGUCGACGCCAUCAAGUGGGGUCGCUGUGUGAACGACUCGGUCCGCAAGUUUUUGCAGUUCCAAAUCACUGUCAACAUUGUCGCUGUGGUUGUCACUUUUGUUUCUGCUGUGGCGAGCGAGCAAGAGACUUCGGUGCUCACCGCAGUACAACUUCUCUGGCUCAACUUGAUUAUGGACACACUUGCCGCUCUGGCAUUGGCAACGGAUCCCCCAGACGACACUUCAUUGGACAGAAAACCAGACAAGACUACCACGCCACUAGUAACAACCGACAUGUGGAAACAGAUUGCCGUGCAGUCUAUUUUUCAAAUUAUCCUUGUCUUUGUCCUGAAUUUCAGAGGCAGCGAUAUCCUGAAUAUGAGCAGUGAGGAUGCCGCACAUGAAUUGCAAAAUAAUAUCCACCUUGGCGCGCUGAUUUUUAAUGUAUUUGUUUGGUGCCAACUUUUCAACGAAGUCAAUGCGCGCCGCUUGGACCGCAAUUUGAAUAUUUUCCAAGGCAUCCGUAAUAAUCUCUGGUUUGUCCUCAUCAUCGCGAUUGAGAUUGGUGCUCAGGUUUUGAUCAUGUUUAAAGGAGGACAAGCGUUUAGCGUUACUGAGCUCAACGGACGCGACUGGGGUAUCUCUAUUGUUGCUGGCUUUGUUUCUUGGCCGCUUGGUGUGCUCACCAGGCUUUGUCCUACGCAGCCCAUUGAGGAUUUCUUGAUUCGAUUGCAUCUGAUGCCGGAUCCAAACGCACUGCCUGUCGAGUCUCCAGAAGCACAGACCAUGAAACUUUCUCCAGAGUAUUACAACGAUUGGAACGAGCCUGCUGUGGGACGACUGGCUGAGAAACUGGGCGCAUUUUCCCGUAUUCGUGGUGGACGACUGCGUGCGAGUAAUUUGGUGAUGAAGAGCAGCAAGCGGCGUAUGCGGGAGAAGAAUGUGCAUCCGCAGGAUUUGUUGGCCAUUGUCCCUGCAAUGAUUGGUGCGAGUGUCGGCGGUGGUUGGAAGCAUUUUAAUGCCGACCAAACCAAUACACAGGGUCGCGAUGGGGGAACAGCGAACCAAGGGCCCCAACUUUCUGCGCGCACUUUGUACAAGGAAGGGAAGCUUCGUUUCCAUCCGAAUACGCUCAAUGAUACUCCCUACCUUUUGUACCUUUCCGGCGAGAGCACGCAUUAUUAA